AUGGCGAGGCUGCAACCCGACACCUUCCUGCCUCCGGGCGCCCGUUCAAGCGAUGCCCUGACUUUACCUGCCAUUCGGCCGGCGGACCAGACCGACCUGAGCCGUAGCAGUCGCGAGUCGCUCUCGUCGCAUUCCGUCGCCUCACCUCUCUCCCUCCCUCUCUCGCGCGUCACAAGCCAGACGGGCUAUUUCGACACCAAGAUGACCAACACGUCCAGUUCCAUCAGCUACUCUCCCCUCUCCUCAGGUGCCGUCCGUCACACACCCAACCUACAGAGCUUCCUCUCGCCGCAGGCCCAACCCGUGCGGUCCGUCCCCGGCCUCGAACACGCGUCUGUUCAGCGCCGUCACAGCAGCUUGUCGCCGCCCGUCAACCGUGCGAGGCUGGACAGGAAGACCCUUUCCGCCGCCACCUCACCAAACAUCCAUCCCGCCUCCAUGAACAGCGGCAAUGCCUAUGCCCUGUCCAUCCCGUAUUCGCAAUCACAACCGCUCCCGAGGUCUAGCUCUGCCGAUGCCUCAUCGGCUUCUGCCGCCGCCCAGACGAUUCGCCGCCUGACUCAGCAAAACAGCCGCAUUCGCGAGGCCUGGGAGGCUGAGCGUAAAUACAUGGAGGCCAACCGGGAACGCAUAGAGGAGGUGUACAAGGAGGAACGCGUCAUCAUGGAAGAAGAGCGAACCGAGUGGGAUGCAGAGAAGAGUGCUAUGCUCCAAGAGAUCCAACAGCUCCAAGAGCGAGUCGCAGGCCUCGAAAGUAACACUGUGCAACUUCAGGGCAUGGUGCAGCGGCUAGAACUCGAACGCGCCGGAAAGGUCGCCGCUGUCAGCGUGGCCAUCCCCGGCGUCCGCCCCGGUGGAGACGGUUCCACCGACUUCCCUCUCUCGCUCUCAAGCGCCAGUGCCUCGGCAACCGAUGGACGCCACUCUCGUGGCAUUGAACUCGCCGGCACGGCUCUCUCGAACUUCAACCCUCUCUAUCCCUCUUCACAAUCAUACCUCUUCAGCCCCGGCGGUUCACGCAUCUCACCCUCCAAGCAACCCACGGUCACGACCUUUGUCCCUCUCGACCCCAACAUGCAACCGAUGAAGUCACCUACCGUUGAUUUCCUCGCUUCUCCCACGAGUGAAGACGUGCCAGUCGUCGACAUUCAGACGAUUCACCCUGAGCUCGAAGGAAUCUCCGUCAGAGCACCCGCUGUUCAGAAGGAAACGUUCACCGACUCGGGGACCGAUGACUCCAAAACGUCUUCACGUAACCCCUCACCACCUGGCGAGUCAGGCAUUCCGCUAGGCAGGCGGGCCUCGUCCAAGGACCACACUUUGCAGGUUCUGUCCGCUCCAGUCACGGACCGACUCGUCAUGCAUGCUGGCCACACUCCGAACCACUCUCUAUCGCAUUUGCCUACGGCUGCAGCAACUGAAACUGCCACCGUUGCAGGCGAAAGCACCAGCCCUACGCCCACUUUCGGGCAGACUAAUGCGGCGCCAGCGCUGUCUCUUGACAUUGGGGCGUUAGGUCGACGGACUCGCAGAAUUGAAGACUCGGUGGCUUUCGAGCUUGAAGCCUCGGCGGAGGAUCACCCUGAACCCAUUCUGGAAGCACCGGCCGAAGACAUCAAAUUGAAGGGCCCUCUCAUGAUCCGCAACAUUCCCGCGCAUGAUGAGAUUUUCUUGAGGCGACUGUCGGAAAAGCUGGAGGAUGUUAGUCGAGGGCAAGACUCAACACCAGUCUGCCUCCAGGACGAUUUGGACGAAGCAGCAGAGGAGCCGAAGGACAAGGCACAAGCUGGACUCGAAAACAAGGGAGCCGGCGAUGCCAGCGCUGUCACUGAUCAUGACAGCGAGUCCGAGUCGCCGCAAGACAAGGACGUGGAAGUCGACGUCCCUUUGAAGCUCAAGAAGACAACAAAUUUCGGUGCGCCGCUGGGCACCGCCUUUUAA
This is a messenger RNA of Verticillium dahliae VdLs.17, 1941 nucleotides long. RefSeq lists its product as uncharacterized. NCBI's taxonomy places the organism in Eukaryota, Fungi, Ascomycota, Sordariomycetes, Glomerellales, Plectosphaerellaceae. The transcript has a single exon. The record is from RefSeq and is a predicted model, not a curated record. Bases 1 to 1941 code for a protein of 646 amino acids.